Molecule: messenger RNA, 1212 nt
Organism: Penicillium cinerascens
Lineage: Eukaryota; Fungi; Ascomycota; Eurotiomycetes; Eurotiales; Aspergillaceae
Product: lactate 2-monooxygenase
Exons: 4
Coding region: 1-1212 (403 amino acids)
Molecular function (GO): oxidoreductase activity; FMN binding
Source: RefSeq, a predicted model, not a curated record
AUGUCGGAAAACUAUGGCAGCUACCAGACCGAAAUCUAUGGCAAGGGUGCCCUUAUGGGCAUCACGCCCACCGUCACUACCGACCCCCGGCUGCUGGAGGAGCAGGCUAAGCGGGCGUUGGGGACCCGGGCCUUUAACUAUGUAGCCGGCGGCGCGGGCGAGAAAGCGACGAUGGAUGCCAAUCGGCUUGCUUUUCGUCAAUGGAAGAUAAUCCCGCGCAUGAUGCGAAGCAUGAACGGUCAAGAUGUUUCGGUCGAGCUGUUCGGUCAGAAAUAUGACAACCCGGUGAUCAUGGCACCGAUUGGUGUGCAGGGCAUUUUUCACGAGGAUAGGGAAACCGGCCUGGCAGCAGUCUGCGCCGAAGAGGGAGUACCCUACACCAUGAGCACGGCCAGCACCUGUUCCAUUGAAGAUGUGGCUACCGCUAGUGGAGAUGGCAAGAGAUGGUAUCAGCUUUACUGGCCGCAUGACAACAAUAUCACGCUGUCGCUGUUGAACCGGGCCAAGGCCAAUGGAUUCUCAGUUCUUGUUAUUACGCUAGACACCUGGGCUCUAGCGUGGCGACCGGCCGAUCUGGAUAAUGCCUACGUCCCUUUCAUUAAGGGAAUUGGGUGUGAGGUCGGUUUUAGUGACCCGGUCUUCCGUGCCAAGUUCGAGAAAGAGUCUGGAUCUAAGAUUGAGGAUGAUAUCAUGGGUGCGUCGCGGGCCUGGCUGGGAGAGAUUUUCGCGAGUGACCCACACACCUGGGAGGACGUUGCUUUUGUUCGGAAACACUGGGAUGGCCCGAUUGUCUUGAAGGGUAUCCAGCAUGUGGAAGACGCCAAGAUGGCGCUGGCGUGCGGUUGCGAUGGUAUUGCGGUUUCUAACCACGGAGGCCGCCAGGUCGAUGGAGCCAUCGGCUCCCUGGACGUUCUCCCGGAAAUAGUCGACGCAGUCGGCGAUAAGAUGACGGUCUUGUUUGACUCGGGCAUUCGGACGGGCGUGGAUAUCAUCAAGGCACUGUGUCUAGGGGCCAAGGCCGUUCUGGUUGGUCGGCCGAUCAUCUACGGUCUCGGUAUCAAUGGACGCGACGGCGCACGACAGAUUCUGAAGGGCCUGCUGGCGGAUUUCUGGCAGAGCAUGGGUCUAUCGGGGAUCCGGACUGUGAGCGACUGCAACCGCGAGAUGAUCCGCAAGGUGCAGCAUGCAGGAGACAUGAAGGCAAUGAUGUGA